GAACACCAGACUGCAUACUGCAGUCGGAAAAAUACCUUAAUUGUAUUGUUGGUGCUGUGCGUGCAGAGCUUCUGAAGUGCGGAAGGCAAAAUGUGAAUUAAUUUUGCAUGCCGUAAUUAGGGAGCUGUUUCAUUCGCUUAUUGCUCUAUCCUACUCGGACAGACAGGCAAGGUUUGGGUCCAUGAGUUCGACGCGUUGCAAGACAACGGAACAAAAUACUAGCCCUAUUUUGAAUCGUCUAUCUUUUAUUCAGUCUCUCUAUAAAAUUUGUGCUCUUGACUGAGGAUCAGUACAUGUACUUGUAGGUCAAGUGAAGAAUCGUGUUAUCUUAUCCCAGAUGUUUACCUUGCCUUUCCAAAGGAAAAUGCAAGAUGAAGCAGUGAAAACAAAGAGAUUGCUUUGUUACUAGAGAUGGCUCUUCAAGAUUUCAUCUUCAUUAGUAUCAUCAUCUGUCACUUGGUCUGUCUCCAAGGUUGUCACUCCCAACUUGUGGAUGUUGCUCUGCAAGUCAAUACCCCCACCUCCAACCCCAUGGUGGGAAGCUUUCCAUCGCUGUACCUCACUGACCAUUUGACCAUCAGCGUGGGCCUGCAAUUUGGUAGUGCUGGUGACCAUGUGAGACUCUCUGUGGAAAUUCCGGAUGAGUUUGCCCAAGUCGCUGCUGAGAACCUCACCAUCACCUAUGCUAGCAAUUUACAAGAUGCCCAGGAAAUCAUUCAGACUUCCAGAACACAACUGAAUGUGUCUUUCGGAGAGGUCGAAGUUAUAAAUGCAACACUUGGAAACACUAGUCUAGAGAACGUCAUAGACCUUCGCCGCACACUUUACGUUCAAAACUCCCAGAACAUAGGCUAUCUGCUAAAUGUAACACUGAGCGUUGACUAUGGACCAAGCUACGAAGAAACGUUCACAGCCUCCAGAAUUUUGAGUUAUGCUGGCCCUGAGGUUAACACCAAUAAGUUGGCCAUUGCCCAGGACCAACCUUUCAUCUUCGACCGAGAGAUGGAGGCCUCUGCCUCCUUUCAAAUUCCUCCAGGAUCCUGGAACAUGUCAGAGAUUCAGGUGAUCUCAGACUUCGUAUCUGAAGAUAUUUCCUUCAUCAAUCUGGAUGUCUUGUCCUGUCUGGCCACUUCCGACAGUCCCAACAUCACUUUCUCCAACCCUGCCAGCCAAAACGUGACCAGUUUCACCAAUGCCUCAUCGCCGGUAGCCUUUGUCACUAUCCAGAAUGCUACCAGUAAUGCUCGCCGUCGACGGGUUGCCACUGCGGGGAACCAGGCUAGUGCUACCCUCAUUUGGAAUCUGUUUGAUAUUGUCAACACGGGUGAUAGUGUGGAAACCGUGAACUUUACAAUUCGGUUGAUCAUUGGACAAACAGCACAGACUGUCAAAGGAGUCAUGAUAACCUAUACCUUCACAAUGAAUCUAAAUCAGGAGGACAUCCCUCUAGGUAAUAGUGUACUAGUGGUCUCCGAACCAGAUCUGAUACUGGACAAGACACUCACUGUGCUUGAUGAGGCAGUGACUGAGGAUCUAGACUAUUCACUAAACUACUUGCGCUUCACCACAACCCUGUCCCACUCACCCCAGUCUGGGACCCCUGCGUACGGGGUAGUGUUCAAGGAUCAGGUUCAAGGGUUCAUCUUGGAAUACUUCACUGACCUAGAGCCAGCCUAUGGGACAGAUGGUUUCACUGUGAGCUCACAGGAAUUGGUCUAUCAGGUGGACAAGCUGAUGGUUGGUGAUACAUUAACUUUCUCAUACAAGGCUUACUUCAGUGAUGACACGGUGACCAAUGACAUUGGUACAUCACUGACACAUGUUGCCAUGGCAACAUGGCACUCCAUGCCAACUCAGGAAAUAACAGCAGAGCAUCCCGGCCGUUCCUACAGCCCCACCGUCCAACCAGAGACCUGUAUCACACCUGUUGAAACCCAGGAGGAAAGUAUCAUCUAUGACCACGGCCUUGCAGCUGUCCUCUUCUUUGUCGCUCUCAUCAUUGGCUGCAUCAUCGUGGCCCUGAUCUGCCUCAUCUGCAUCAAGUGCUGCCGGAAGGGUCCCUACGCUACCGUGCAGCCAAUCGGCAAGAACGCCGGAGGGUCUAAGGGACAGGGAUUAGUCAUGAAUGCAAAGGGUGGGGCUCGGUCUGGCCUGAGUAACCUCAAGGAGUUUUGCUUGAUUGCUAUAGACGACAGCAUCGUUAUGGUUCUGGCUCUCAAAGACAAGGCUAGAAAGCUGCUGGAAUUUGAAAACUUGGACAUCUGGUGGACUAUCACAAUCGAUAUCCAACUGGAGCAGCAACGCAUCGAUGCCAUGGUGGAAUCUAGUAUCAACCUGGUCAGCAAAUGGGCAACAGAGGGCACCGUGCCAAAGAAAAUCUGUGACAAGUCCAACAGGAAAUUCCAGCGCAAAGUUAAGGACUUGAGCAAGACACUGGAUGAUGAGUAUAAGGAGGAAUGCCGAGAACUUAUCAAGGAAUUGAGCGCUCGGAAUAAACUGAAACUAGCUGAGCUUCAGAGAAAACACAAAGCCGAAUACAAUGACACCCUGACACAGACAAAAGGAAUGACAGAAGAGGAGAGGAGAGAGAUCUUACUGUUGCUACGGCAACAGCAUGACGCAGAGAAGAAUGAAGUGAUGCAGCUGCUCAAACUCCAUCAGGACGAGAGACAGGAGAAAGCCCGAAAGGAAAUUGCCAUCCGCAAGCGCCUGGGUGUCAAGUCACUCCAAGAGGGGUACCUUGAUGAAGUCAUCCUCCAAUCCAAGCUAGACGAGGAUGCGGCUGCGAGGCUGUUGAGGGAGCACCGUAGCAACAUGCAGGACCUGGAGACCGCCAUGGAUGAUGAGUUGUCAAGGCAACGGAUGCUGCUGGAGGAGAAGCUGGCCAAGCGGCGGGCGCUGGCACAGUCAAAUGAUUCUCUAGGUGACCACCACAAGCAGAUGCUGAACACCAUGGUAACGCAGACCCUGGGCGUCAUCGACGAGCUGGAGAAGGAUGACAAGCUGACAGAGGCAGAGGCAGAGCGCUACACCCAGAGAUUGAGGCAGGAGUUCAUGGCUGCUAAGGCAGGGUAUGACAAGGAGAAAUCCAAACAGGAAGAGGCACUUCACAAGAGGCUGAGUGAACUCAAGAAGAGAAAACUAGAGGAGAGGGCCCGAGAACAUAAGCAACAACUAGAUCAGUUUGAAAAAGAGCAGCGAGCAAAACUGGAAAAUAACAAUCUUGAUCCUUCACAGUACAUGGAUGCCAAGACAGACCUCCUCGCCUCCCAGCGCAGCGAGAUGCACGAGCUGGAGUUAUCCCUGGACGAUGAUGCAGCCAAGCAGUUGGAUGACCUCCACAAGAAGCUGGCAGGAGAGACCAAGGAGAAACUCACCAGGAGCAAGGAGGGGUUCUUCAAAGACCUGAUGAGUCAUGGAAUGACCGAGCGCAUGAAGAAUGAGAUCUUGGAGCAGCAUCAGAGAGACAUGGAAAGAUUAGCUGAAGAGCACGAAGAGCAGAGACUGAAGCAAGAAAGGCUCUUGAAGAAGCGUCUGGCUAGGCAUCGCCAGGAAUGGAUCAACAGAAAACAAGAGGAGAAACAAGAACAGCAGAUGAUUCGAGACCAUGAGGAGAAAGUGGUCGGCCGCAUCCUCGCCUCCCAGCUGGCCAUCUCAGAGGAGGACCGGCAGCGCAUCCUGGACGAGCACGAGAAGCAGCAAGUGGCUCUGGAUAGCAGCCUGGCACUGCAGAAACUCAAGCAGCGACGACUGCUGGAGGAGAGGGUGACUCAACGACGGGCCAGACAGAUGGAGAAACUACAGAGGAAACACACCCAGGAAGCACAGCGUAUGGCCCGCAAACAGCAACUUGCAGACAGUGAUGAAGAUGGAGAAGAGACGCAGCAAGAGUUGAUAAAGAAACAAGCUGAAGAGAAGAUUGCCCUGCUGUCUGGAAAUGACGCAGAGGACAUAGAAGAUGAACUUGAAGCAGUGAGAGUGGAAAUGAUGCAGGCCAAGGUUGUAGCACUUAAAGAGCAAGAAGAACAUCUUGGUACCUUGGUGGCUAAGCUACAGCUAGAGAGGUCAAGAGAGAUCGCAACGAUUGAAGAACAACAAAAGGCACUAUGGCAAUUAAAGAUGAACAUGCUGGACAAUAUGACAGAGGAAGGUAUCAUCCGCAACGCUGACUGUAAGAAGGUCAUUGAAACUCAUCAGAAGGAAGCUAAGAACCUGGAAAACAAGCUCAAGGCCCAACGAGAGAAACAGGAGAAAGAUUUCAAGCGUCGCCUCCGAGAUAAACUGGCUGACCGAGAGCAGAUCUUCCUUAGCAAGCAAGAGGAAGAGCUGCAACGACUGAGCGAAAAUGAAAAGAACAAAACCUCUGCCAGGCUGAAACGAGUCGCUCUCAAACACAAGCAUCUCAUGGAGAUGGAGGAAUUUAGACGUAAUCUUGAAAUUGAAGUAAAUCAGGCCCUUGAAGAUCUCCGCAGAAACUUUGAGGUGGAGAGGCUGAGACAGCUGCAAGAACAGGAGCUGCAGUUCAUUUCUGGGAUUGUCAAGCACGGUAAGUUUAGCCUUGCAGAGCUGCGCAAUAUUCUCUACCUCUUGUUUCCGGGCAAGACAGAAAAAGACCUAGAACCAUUGCUGAGGAAGAUGUACAACAAGGAGGAGGGGGAGGAGCUUGGUGAAGAGAAGGAGGAGGCUGAUGAUGUUGCUAAUAAUGGCAACCAAAGAAGGUCCUCUGUCAAGCAGAUGAAGAUGGGCAAACCCUCUAAGGCUGGCACAAGUCUAGAAGAGAAGAUCAAGCUAAGCAUUCUGGGUAAUACCAAUGACUCAGCUGUGUCUACGCCCAGCAGGGAGAGGAGGAGACCAAACAAGCUCCUUAAGAAACUCAAGAAGAACAAACAGAACAAGAAGCUGGCUCCCAUCACCAGUGGUGCCGGCCACGAUGACCAGGACCGCCCCUCCAAGCCGGCGUUCCAGGGCAACGCCCUGCCCCAGAUUGGGAUGCCCCGCCCAGAACCUCUGGGUGGAACGGCCACGCCCAUUGACGAUGCAGACAUCGACAGGAGGGCACGGAUGGAUACAGACUCAGAGGAAGAGGAGAGGCAGCCCCUCAAGAAAAAAGGGGGCGGAAGAGGGGUGAACACUGGCCAGUCUGAAUAUUCAUAUUAGAGGUCAGGUCAGGGUUGAAUUACUUGACAGCACAUAGCAGACGCAAGAGGUAUUUUCGGGGGUGAUUACAAGUGAAAGUUUUCCAAACCUGAGAUUUGUUCUUUCACUGCCUCCAGGUUUGAGUUUCAUAAACUUCUGGCUCAGGGCAGCUGGAUUGUUUCUGCUUAAUAUAUAAAUCAAAGUGUCUGAUAGGUGAUGCCAAAGUGUGCAGUACAUGAAUUUCUAUUUGGUCCCAACAAUAGAUAUUUGUGAGUGAUUCUCAGGAUUCUGGAGCUCAGGGAUGACGCUGAAUAUGAAAAAUAACCACAAAUUUGCUGAGCGGAGGCUGAAGUACAAACAUCACAUUGUUGCUAUUUGCUUUUAGAAAAUUACAACUUUUUUAAUAGUUUGAAUACGAAUGCUCAGAACUUCAAAGCAUUAAAUCCAAAUUAUAUAAAGAUGGUCUUUCAUGUAAAUAUCUAAAGCUUUAAACUUUCAGUACAGUAUUUUACAAAGAGGGGCAUAUGGAACCCCACUGCAGGCCUCAAAAGAAAUCUAUGUAUUUGAUUGUCCUUAUUUAGACUUUUUUUCUCUCCGAAUGGAAGUUUCUACCCUCAAAAAACCUUGGAGAAAGCAGAUUCCAAAAAAUGCUUCAGAAUGUUUCCACUUCUAUUUGUAUGCAGCUUUUUGUGUUUCCCAUGGUUACCUUGAUCACAUCAGCUCUGAUUUUUCUUGAUUUUGACAUGUAUUGAGUGCCUUUCGGUAAAUCUUCAAAAUGCAAGGCUGAGGUGUCCUUGGCAUAUAUUUUAUUUCCAGAGUUAAUUGUUCCACUAGCUGGUACUUAAGUUGAGAAUUUAAAAAGUUGUUUUUAGCUUCUUUUUUAGGCAAACAUAUUUUUGGACAAAAAUUCCACUCUCCGGAGGUGUUGGAAAAAUGUGUCUCAUAAAUAUAACUUAACAUGCACAGUAGUGUGGGUUUUAAAAACAGGCUGAGAUUUUCCCACAGAUGUUGUUCCUGAACACUGUUUUGUAAAUGUUUAUAUUUUGCCUAAAUUGCAAUUUCUAAUGGACUUUUUAUCGUGUGGUACUGGAGUUCACAAAGAGCCUUGAAUUUAUUCAUUCCGUUUUUAUCCUUUAACCUAUUAGGUGAAAUUCAAAGCAAUCUUUUUCAUACGGUCAUGCAAAUAUAUGUUUAUUUUAAUAAACCGUCUCAUUUGUUCAGUUGAAGGAUUUUAGUAUCUGUAUAUAUAAGCAAGUUAAAAUUUUGUUGCAAAAUUACUUCAAGAACAACUGUAAAACAGAAUACAUAGUUGUUUUAAAAUUUAUUCAUAAUUGACAUAAAUGUGUGAACAAUUUGUAUUGCCGAACACAAAGGAUCAAGUGGACAAAUAGAUGCUGGUAGUGGUUAUGACCAUAAAUAAAAACCUGGUUUUGAAAAUGAC
Acanthaster planci (crown-of-thorns starfish) is the source of this 6577-nucleotide messenger RNA. RefSeq lists its product as uncharacterized. The record is from RefSeq and is a predicted model, not a curated record. NCBI's taxonomy places the organism in Eukaryota, Metazoa, Echinodermata, Asteroidea, Valvatida, Acanthasteridae. Gene Ontology annotation, biological process: smoothened signaling pathway. Gene Ontology annotation, cellular component: plasma membrane protein complex; ciliary membrane.